Molecule: messenger RNA, 3024 nt
Organism: Marmota flaviventris (yellow-bellied marmot)
Lineage: Eukaryota; Metazoa; Chordata; Mammalia; Rodentia; Sciuridae
Gene: Dnajc11
Product: DnaJ heat shock protein family (Hsp40) member C11
Biological process (GO): cristae formation
Source: RefSeq, a predicted model, not a curated record
GGUUGCGAAGAUGGCGACGGCCUUGGGCGAGGAGGAGCUGGACAAUGAAGACUAUUACUCGCUGCUGAACGUGCGCAGGGAGGCUUCUUCUGAAGAGCUGAAAGCUGCCUACCGGAGGCUGUGUAUGCUUUACCACCCUGACAAGCACAGAGACCCAGAGCUCAAGUCACAGGCGGAGCGACUCUUUAACCUUGUUCACCAGGCUUAUGAAGUGCUUAGUGACCCCCAAACGAGGGCCAUCUAUGAUAUAUAUGGAAAGAGAGGACUGGAAAUGGAAGGAUGGGAGGUUGUGGAGCGGCGGCGAACUCCAGCGGAAAUUAGAGAAGAGUUUGAACGACUACAGCAAGAGCGGGAGGAGAGGAGGCUGCAGCAGCGAACCAACCCCAAGGGAACCAUCAGCGUUGGAGUAGAUGCCACUGACCUUUUUGAUCGCUAUGAUGAGGAGUAUGAAGAUGUAUCUGGAAGUGGCUUUCCACAGAUUGAAAUCAAUAAAAUGCACAUAUCCCAGUCCAUUGAGGCACCUUUGACGGCCACAGACACAGCCAUCCUCUCUGGAAGCCUCUCAACCCAGAAUGGCAAUGGUGGGGGUUCCAUUAACUUCGCACUCCGCCGUGUCACCUCUGCAAAGGGCUGGGGAGAGUUGGAAUUUGGAGCUGGAGAUCUCCAGGGGCCUUUAUUUGGUCUCAAGCUGUUCCGUAAUCUCACACCAAGAUGCUUUGUGACGACAAACUGUGCUCUGCAGUUUUCAUCCCGUGGCAUCCGUCCUGGCCUUACCACUGUCCUAGCUCGGAACCUGGACAAGAACACAGUGGGCUACCUGCAGUGGCGAUGGGGUAUCCAGUCAGCCAUGAACACAAGCAUCGUCCGAGACACUAAAACCAGCCACUUCACUGUGGCCCUGCAGCUGGGGAUCCCCCACUCCUUUGCACUGAUCAGCUAUCAGCACAAGUUCCAAGAUGAUGACCAGACGCGUGUGAAAGGGUCCCUCAAGGCAGGCUUCUUCGGGACCGUGGUAGAGUACGGAGCCGAGAGGAAGAUCUCCAGGCAUAGCGUCUUGGGUGCUGCUGUUAGUGUUGGAGUCCCACAGGGCGUUUCUCUCAAAGUCAAGCUAAACAGGGCCAGUCAGACCUACUUCUUCCCUAUCCACCUGACGGACCAGCUGCUGCCCAGCGCCGUGUUCUAUGCCACUGUGGGGCCUCUCAUUGUCUACUUUGCUAUGCACCGUCUGAUCAUCAAACCAUACCUCAGGGCUCAGAAAGAAAAGGAACUGGAGAAGCAGAGGGAGAGCACUGCCACGGACAUCCUGCAGAAGAAGCAAGAGGCAGAAGCGGCCGUUCGGUUGAUGCAGGAAUCUGUCCGAAGGAUAAUCGAGGCCGAAGAGUCCAGAAUGGGGCUCAUCAUCGUGAACGCUUGGUACGGGAAAUUUGUCAAUGACAAGAGCAAGAAGAGGGAGAAGGUGAAGGUGAUCGACGUGACUGUGCCCCUACAGUGCCUGGUGAAAGACUCGAAGCUCAUCCUCACGGAGGCCUCCAAGGCGGGCCUGCCAGGGUUCUACGACCCGUGUGUGGGGGAGGAGAAGAGCCUCAGAGUGCUUUACCAGUUCCGAGGUGUGCUGCACCAGGUGACGGUCCCUGACAGCGAGGCCCUUAGGAUACCAAAGCAGUCUCACAGGAUCGACACAGAUGGAUAAACUGCUGCAGAACCUAACUAAGAAGAGGCUGCAAAAAUCUUUUCCUGGGAGUCUACAAAUUUGGAAGCAGGGAAGCCCCAGACCCAGAUGUUUCUAUUUUAUUUUAUUCCUCUAGAAGGUGAACCACAUCAAUUACGUGAAGGGACACGCAGUCGCCCAGCGUUGUGGGUGCUGGUGGUAGGACUGAGGCGGCCCCUCACAGGCCAGACCACAGCAUGGUCCUCAGCUUUUACCAAGAACCAUGUUCCUGGAGGGCAGGGCCCACGGUACCGGACCCCAGUUCUCUGCACACCUGCAGCCUGGCAUCCAGCAGCUCUGGGGUCUGGAGGCCUUUGUGGGCCACCCUGUCCUCACACGGGACAGCUGCUCCUCAAGUGCCCACUGCACGUGGGCAAUGUGGGCAGGAGGGAGGCAUCCAUAGCCAAGGCCUCCAGGUGAGGGAUCUGCCCAGCCACCCCACAAGCCACCUUCCUCUGCCGAAAUGUCACCAAGUGAAUGUGGAGGGGGCUGUGGGUUUAUAAAACUGCUUUUUAUCUGCGAACAAAUGGGUUUGGAAACUGGUCUCUUUUUCCCCACUCCCAGAGCUGCUUCAGUCAUUCCUCUUACCCCUGGCUUGGAACUUGAUGUAACCCCAGAGCCUGUCCCUGUGGGAAAAGGCCCUGCCACCAGUGGACAAAAGCUAGCUGUGUCCAUCUCAACCUAUGACACAUACUCCCCUCCAGAGUUCAGUGCUGGAACUAGGGGAGGUCUGCACAGAAAAGGCAGACAAGAACGGCCAUACGCACCCAACCAGAGGUAGGGACCCCAAGGCUGGCCCCAGCACCUGUGCCUCCCGUGAGUGCCCAGCAGGUGGCACUGUUAUCCCAAGCCCGGCUCCUUCUGGGGUGUCUGCUGAGACCCCUUGGUGUGCCCCACUUGCUGUGUGCCACAGUGAAUAGCUCCCUGGUGAUCAGAGACUUGUCAGCUGGGCCUUGGAGCCAGCAGUGGUCACUUGCUCAUGGCCUCCAAGCAGAUGCUGCCUUGGCAGUGGUGAUGACCACUGGCCCGGAAGGCUGAGGUCACUCUGGCCUCCAGCUCCCCUGCAGCUAAGAUCAGGCUUCACUCCCCAGCACUGUUAUCUAGGUAACUGCUGAUGACCCCUCUCCAGUUUUUAAAAGUGGUUUAGAUUGUCCAAUUCUGUAAUAUCUCAAUUUUAAAAGGGGAAGUUUGUGGCUGCCCCACGAAUGAGCCUGAGCUCGCAGCCUGGUGGUCCGACCCCAGGGCACUGCUGCUGUCUGUCUGAAGCAGGCUGUUCAAGGGCACUCUGCCCACAAUAAAGACAUCCUGAGAGCUGA